Molecule: messenger RNA, 2745 nt
Organism: Annulohypoxylon maeteangense
Lineage: Eukaryota; Fungi; Ascomycota; Sordariomycetes; Xylariales; Hypoxylaceae
Product: ARM repeat-containing protein
Exons: 1
Coding region: 193-2571 (792 amino acids)
Biological process (GO): tRNA export from nucleus; protein phosphorylation
Cellular component (GO): cytoplasm
Molecular function (GO): ATP binding; protein kinase activity
Source: RefSeq, a predicted model, not a curated record
GUUCCUUGACAAGGACCAAAGUGGCCCCACUAGCCCACAUCCUACGGGACACUUCGCCAAAAUAUCUACAAACCCAAGCUACCAACCUAAUAAUCACCAACUUGACAUACUUCCGCAGCCUAUCUUACUAACUUGUACUUACUUGUUUCAAUACUACCUCGCAUCGCAUGAAAUACAAGACUAAUAAUAGGCAUGGAUUUUCUUAAAUCGGCGGUAGCAUCUGCCAUCGCCCAAGGGCCUCCCUUCCCCUAUUCCUUCGGCGACAAGGUCGACAUCGACGCAUCUAUCUGGACCUUGUAUAACGGCACCAGACGAGCCGACGGAUCGAAUUGUAGCAUAUUUUCUUUCGACAUAACCGCGAACAAGGCGCGACUCCCCCUCGCGAAGAAUGCGCUCAAGAAACUGCGCACGAUGAGACAUCCGGGUGUUAUCAGGGUGUUGGAUACAGUCGAGACGGAUACCUACAUAUAUAUCGCGACGGAAAGAGUAGUACCCCUAAGAUGGCACGUUAAGAGGAAGAGUCUAAGUCCUGAGACGAUCAAAUGGGGGUUGUACAGCAUCGCGAGUACGAUUAAAUUUAUUAAUGACGAGGGUUCGUCUAUCCACGGCAGUUUGCGCGUCGCAUCCAUAUAUACGUCCGAGAGCGGGGAAUGGAAGUUGGGCGGGUUCGAGGUACUCAGUAAUGUCAAGGACGACGAGGCCGUGAUAUACACAUACGGAAGUUUGGUGCCCGAUUCGGCGAGAUAUACGCCUCCAGAGCUCGCGCGGUCGGGUUGGGAUGCUAUUAAGAAAAGUCCGCAUUCAGCGGUGGAUGCUUACAACUUUGGGGCAACCAUAUUCGAGGUUUUCAACGGUGAUUUUUUGGGCGGGGAUCAGGCUGGGCAGACGAAAGGGAUCCCGCCAAGCAUGCAUGCAGGUUACAAGAGGCUUGUGAAUGCGAACCCGAAAGCAAGAAUAACCGUAGGAGCUUUUCUGGAGCAGGGUCGCCGUUCAGGCAGUUUCUUCGAUUCGCCCCUAAUUAAAUUGACCGAGGGAAUUGAUAAUCUAGGAGUCAAGUCCGAAACCGAGAAGGAAGAAUUUUUGGAUGAUCUGGACCAACUCACCGACGAUUUCCCCGAAGAUUUCUUUAAGAUGAAAGUGUUACCCGAAUUAUUAAAGUCGGUAGAAUUUGGAGGUGGUGGACCAAAGGCCUUCGGUGUCGUUAUGAAGAUCUCCGCGAAGCUAUCAAACGAGGAUUUCGAAGCCCGAGUUCAACCCGUUGUUAUUAGAUUAUUUGGAAAUCCAGACAGGGCUAUACGGGUAUGUCUUUUGGAUAACCUACCAUUAAUGAUCGACAGGCUAUCACAAAAGGUGGUCAACGACAAGAUAUUUCCCAACAUGGUCUCCGGGUUUACGGAUCUUGCGCCUGUCGUACGAGAACAGACACUAAAGUCGGUCCUCGUAAUUAUUACCAAAUUGUCGGACCGUACGAUCAACGGGGAAUUGCUAAAAUAUCUAGCCAAGACGGCAAACGACGAACAACCCGGCAUCAGAACAAACACUACCAUCUGCCUUGGCAAGAUUGCCAAGAAUCUCGGGGCCUCGUCGAGAACUAAAGUGUUAAUAGCCGCCUUUACUCGGUCGCUUAGGGAUCCAUUUGUCCACGCGCGAAACGCCGCGCUCAUGGCUUUAUCAGCCACUGGUGAAUAUUUCACGGAGGAAGACUGCGCGACAAAAAUCCUACCAGUUAUCUGCCCAUCCCUAAUCGACAAGGAGAAGUUAGUCCGGGACCAAGCAAACAAGGCCAUGGAUAUUUACCUCCAACGGAUCCGCAAAGCCGCCGCCGCUAUGCCAGAUACAGUACAACCGCCGCCCCAGACAACCGAAGGCGCCGGGCCCCGCAUGAGCACCCCGCAACCUAGCGAAGCAUCCUCAUGGGCCGGAUGGGCCAUCUCAUCCUUCACGAACAAGCUCUCCGCCGCAUCAGGCGAAAUGCAAACCGCCGCUCUCGAGGCAACCAACAACAACAACAACAACAACAACAACAACAAAAACAGCAAUCCCAAAGCCCCGCGCGCCAUCUCCCGAUCCGCCUCCCCCGAAUCUGCUCCCCGCUUCCACUCCACCUCUUCGGCCUCUGCGCUCCAACGACAAGCCCUCAAGUCACCCUCCCCCGCAGCUGAAGCUUAUUUCAAGGACCCCACCCCGGUAGAUGAUGGAGGCGACGCAUGGGGCGAUAUGGGCGACAUGGACGACGACGGAAACGCUUUCUUCGACGCAUCUAGCGAGCCCGCCAAACAAGCUACCAAGAAAGAACCCACUACCACAGCUCAACCCUUCGACGACGGCGCCGAACCCGAUUUCGCAGGGUGGCUAGCCGCGCAAUCGCAGAAAAAGAGCGGUCUUGGUGGGGGUAAAGCUAAACCCCUACCUAAGGGUCUAAAUAAGGCGAAUGGCAAGGGAGCCACUGCGACCGGAGCGCCGAAGAAGACGUUGCCGACGAGGACAAUGUCGAAGACGGUGGUGCCAAAGAAGAUCGAUACUAAGCCCAAGGAGACGGAUGAUGAUGAUGGGUGGGGUGAUGGGUGGUAAGGCAGAGGGAGCAGGUGAUAGGGUUCAAAUGGGGAGGGCAUUAGCGUAUGGCGUAUGGAGUAUCAAGCUGAGAAUUAAGGUUUUUGUAUAGAUAUUAAGCAUUAAACAUUUUUUAGCUUCUGGUGCUUGAUCUAUGUAGUUUUAAGGGAUAAUUAUGGUAGAUGUAUGAGAAUC